AUGCUAGCUCAGUCGUUUGAAAUCUCGAAACCAAAGAUCCAAAGGGUUCCCCACAUGCUCCGAGAUCAUGUAAAUUUUGAGGAAAAGUAUGAGCCAAGGGUAAUAGCAAUUGGUCCUCUCCAUCAUGGUGAAGCAAGGUAUGAGGCAGGAGAGAAGUUCAAGUCUGAACUGACAGAAAAAUUUAUCGGAGACAGUGGCUGUCAAGGUGAAUUAAUGCACAAGAUCAUUGAGGACAACAUCAACGAACUAAGGGACUACUAUGAUUGGGCAGCAACAGAGUCGUACACUGACAAGGCCCUCGCAGACUUGUUAUUCUUAGAUGGGUGUGCAACCUUACAGUUCAUAUACUCGUUUAUUAAUAAUGAGUUAGCAAGUUUCCGGAUCCCGAGGGAACAGGUGGCUUCAGCAGAACAGGAUCUUUUCUUGGUAGAAAACCAACUCCCUUACAUGGUCCUCAGGCUGUUGAUGUGCCAAAGUGUCGAAGAGUACCAGUUGAAGACCGCAGUCGAUGAUUUUGUUUGGGUCAACGUCAUGGUAGCCGGUGGCAAACGCAAAAGAAGACGUCAACUAGAAUACCUAGUCAUAAACAUGGAAGAGCCCACUCAUCUUCUGGAGCUUCUCCGGACAGAAAUGCUAGGUCCCCCAAAAUUUGACGCCAGAAAGAAACUACCUAGAUAUCGCCGACCAUUGUUCCGCAACAUAGGGGAGCUCAAAGCAGGAGGGAUCCAGUUAAAGCCUAGUAAGACAAGCACCUUGAGGGACAUAUCUUUUACUCGAGGCCCUGUAGCAUUCCUAAAUCUUCCACCAAUAGUAUUAGACGACUCCAUGGAGCGUAUACUCUUGAAUUUGAAAGCCUUUGAAAUGUGUCCUCAUUUCCAAAAUGAGUCUGGGGUCACCUCUUACAUAUGCUUCAUGCAUUCACUGAUUAAUGAUGCAGAUGAUGUUAAACAGCUAAGGUCGGCAGGCGUACUAUACAACAGACUUGGGAGUGAUGAAGCGGUGGCUCAAUAUUUCAAUCAGAUAGGUACUGACUUGAUGCCUAACAGUGACGCAUACAGCAAUGUCAGAGCCAAAAUAGAAGAGCACUACAGGACCAUCUGGAAACCCACGUUAUCAACCUGGCUGGUUCAAUUCGGUCUCGUUUAUCUCAAUAGCCCCUGGACUAUCCUGGCUACGCUUGGUGUUCUAGCAGGUCUGGGGUUAACCGGCAUCCAGACUUGGUACACAAUCAGUCCUCUUGCUCCUCCGUUCACUGCCUGUGAUGCUGUAUGCGAGUACAUGAAGAAACAGCUAAAAAUAGAGUGA
Rosa rugosa (rugosa rose) is the source of this 1305-nucleotide messenger RNA. Its product is annotated as UPF0481 protein At3g47200-like. The record is from RefSeq and is a predicted model, not a curated record. The coding region runs from base 1 to 1305 and encodes 434 amino acids. NCBI's taxonomy places the organism in Eukaryota, Viridiplantae, Streptophyta, Magnoliopsida, Rosales, Rosaceae. The transcript has a single exon.